Molecule: messenger RNA, 2698 nt
Organism: Sander lucioperca (pikeperch)
Lineage: Eukaryota; Metazoa; Chordata; Actinopteri; Perciformes; Percidae
Gene: abcg5
Product: ATP-binding cassette, sub-family G (WHITE), member 5
Exons: 14
Coding region: 91-2070 (659 amino acids)
Biological process (GO): cholesterol homeostasis
Cellular component (GO): plasma membrane
Molecular function (GO): ATP binding; ABC-type transporter activity; ATP hydrolysis activity
Source: RefSeq, a predicted model, not a curated record
GCUGUGUACGAGUCGUGUGGAUAUGAGCAAACUGAUUUGAGACGGACUUGACUUACAGUUGUUGUUUGGAGUAGCACACUGCCCGGAGACAUGAACAAAUUUUAUUCAAUGCAGAUGGAGCCAGAGAACGGGACCAAAGUUAGAGAGUCCUUCAAGUUUGUGUUGGAGGAGAAGAGGGAUGUAUGGAAGGACAAUAGAGAGGAUCUAUCAGAGCAAUCAGAGCCCUCCUGUUGUCUCAGUGUCAGCAAGAUCUCCUACACAGUCAGUGAGCGUGUGGGUCCGUGGUGGGACUUACCCUCCUACAGAAAGCGAUGGACCCGUCAGAUCCUCAAUGAUGUCUCCUUCCACGUGGACAGUGGGCAGAUCAUGGGCAUACUGGGCAAUUCAGGCUCAGGAAAGACUACAUUGUUGGAUGCCAUCUCAGGGAGGAUUAGAAACUCUGGUACACUGUUGGGUGAGGUCUUCGUUAAUGGCAUGAAACUGAAGAGAGAAGAGUAUCAGGACUGUUUCUCCUAUGUACUGCAGAGUGAUAACUUGUUGAGUUAUCUGACAGUGGAGGAGACUCUGACCUACACAGCCCAGCUGGCCCUGCGGAAACACUCGGCCGAAGCCAUCAAGAAGAAGGUGUCGCAGGUGAUGGCCGAGCUGAGUCUAAGUCAUGUGGCCCACAGUGUUAUAGGAGGUCGUGUUUUCCCAGGGAUCUCUGGGGGCGAGAGGAGGAGGGUCUCCAUUGCCAGUCAGCUACUUCAGGACCCAAGGGUGGUCCUAUUGGAUGAGCCGACCACUGGGCUGGACAGCAUGACCGCCAAUCAGAUCGUGGUGCUGCUGGCAGAGCUGGCCAGGAGGAACCGUAUCGUCAUAGUAACCAUCCACCAACCACGCUCCGAGCUCUUCAGGGUGUUCAGCAGGAUAGCUAUUAUGAGUCGUGGAGAGCUGGUGUUCUGUGGGCAGCCAGAGGAGAUGGUGGACUUCUUCAGCCAAUGUGGAUAUGAGUGUCCAGAGUACUGCAACCCCUUUGACAUCUAUGUUGACUUCACCUCAGUGGACACACGCAGCAGUGAGAGGGAGGCAGCCACCUUUAGUCGCAUGCAGGAGAUCACUUCAGCGUAUCAGAAGUCUGCCAUCUACCAGAGCAUGUUGGAAAAAGUGGAGGAGAGCCUGCAGCGGGCAGACAAGCCAGCCAUCCCCUUUAAGAGCAAAGAGUCACCUAGUGGUGCAACCAAACUUGAAGUUCUGCUCAGGCGGACAGCAAGAAACCUGUCCAGAGACAGGAUGGGUGUUCUCAUGCGUUUGUCGCAGAACUUGAUCUACGGUCUCUUUGUGGCCUUCUUCGUGAUGCAUUUAGAUAAUGACGUCAACAAGGGUGCUGUGCAAGACCGCAUUGGCAUCAUCUAUCAGAGCAUUGGUGCUUCACCCUACACUGGCAUGCUGAAUGCUGUGGCUCUCUUCCCGGCAUUGCGAGCCAUCAGUGAUCAGGAGAGUCAGGACGGGUUGUACAGUAAAUGGCAAAUGUUCUUGGCCUACAUCUUCCACAUCCUGCCUUUCAGCAUACUGAGUGUUUUCAUCUUCACCUCCUUCCUUUACUGGACGGUGGGGAUGCACCCUGACAGCUUGCGUUUCCUGUGUUUUUCUGCUGUAGUCCUGGUGCCACAUAUUACAGGUGAGUUGCUGACUGUGGUGCUAUUAGGAGUGGUCCAAGACCCUAACAUGGUCAACACUGGAGUGGCUCUGCUCAAUAUUGCAGGGAUCAUGGUGGGAUCUGGCUUCCUAAGGAGCACCCAGCAGAUGCCAGUGGUCUUCCAGUGGCUCAGCUACCUGACCUUCCAGAAGUACAGCUGUGAACUGCUCAUAGUCACAGAGUUCCACGGACUCGACUUCACAUGCAAUAGUUCCAAACCUUUGCCAGGAGCCUGUAUUAUCACUCAAGGCAGUCAGAUCAUUGAUGAAGGCUAUCCUGGCGCUCUGUCCCGAUACACACUGGACUUUGUUCUCCUAUACUCCUUCCUGCCUGCUCUCCUGCUGCUGGGCAUGAUCAGCUUCAAGAUCAGAGACAGGCUUGUACGCCAAUAAAACUACAGACACACAUUUCUGGGAGAAUUUUCUGUUUAAAGAAAGAAAAGAAAGGAAGAUAAACUGAGUUUGGUUGUGAAGAUCUAAAACAGAUUUAGAGAAAAGAUUUAUGGUAUGUUAGUCCCAGAAGAUGAGGAAUGCUGAUGUGCUGUGGCUCCUGCUUACACGUAUCAUUUGUGUUUGCAUCCCUUCCAGCAACAUUCAACAAAUAUUUCUGUUGUGUGUAGGCACUUACCUUAAAGUUUUACAGAAUAAAGUAUUAUAUACUGUAGUUCAGAGCAAUGAUGCAAGUACAAAGAGCUUUUUGUUCUCAGAAAGAUCACAGUUCAACGUGCAAGGCACAGUACAGAGGGGGUUAAUCUGUGUUAACUAGGAUUCGGCCAUGGACAUAAACCACCUGAUAGGACUGCUUAAUAACUGAGUGGUCCUAGUACUAAACAGCACCAUGAAUCAACCUGCUUUAACACUGAUUGGGCUCAAACAAGGUUCUGUAUAGUUUAAAUAUGCAGUUUCUGACUGGAACAAAUAUCUGCACUGAUGUCAAAUUAAUUCUUUUUAUAUAAAAGUAUAUACUGUACAAAGUAGUACAUGUAAACUACAGCUUAAACUAUAAAUCACCAUUUUGAUU